ACCUAAAAAAUAUACAAUGAAAAUACUAGUGAUACAGACUGUGAUUAAGUAUUAAUAACCUGUAAUAUAAUAAAUGAUCCAGCUAAAAUGUCUUCAUUUUUAAAAUAUCACGAAAAUAGUUCAGUAGGCGUUGACGAGGCUACAAUAAAAGACAAUGUUACGUAUUACAAAAUUACAGUCAAAGUGGGUUCCGUUAAUUGGCAUGUAAUGCAUCGAUACAACGAUUUUGUGGAGCUUCACGAUAAACUCGUAUCAGACCAUGGUGUUGGAAAGGAAUUACUUCCGCCUAAAAAAGUUAUACGAAAUAAGACUCCUAAGUUUGUGGAACAAAGACGCGAAGCAUUGAAUGUGUAUCUGAAGGAAGUGCUAAACUAUUUAAAAUUAUCCAUGCCGUAUGAAUUCGCGCACUUUUUAGAUUUUCAUAAAUACGAUAUUUUCUUUUUAUUAACCGACUUAGCGAAGACUUUGUAUUUGGAAGGUGAUAAUUUGUUGGAGAAUGCAAAAUCUUAUAAGUUCACGCCUCUUGAGUUGCAUGCGAUUAGUGAAAGACUAAAAAUGGCGUGUCCUCCAACAGAGAAACAAGAUCAAACAUAUGAUUUCAGCCAUGUCUUAGACUUCUGUUCACAACUUCGCUCAUUGGACGUUGAAGGAAGCUAUGAAAAAUAUGGCACAAGCAACAUAAUACUAAAUGAGUUGCAAUUUGAUUUCAUUCCCUUCAAGUCCUUGAUUAACUUAAGGAUACUAGGAGUUCCCAUGAGAUGCAUACAGAGUGUUGGUAGUCUACGGGACACCCUAGUCAACCUGUCAGUAUUAACGGCCACAGUAAUAUCUCUGAAUGAAUUUCUAUUAGUUGACAUCCUGCAUAAAGAACCAUCGAGUAUUGCUGAUACAGUGAAAUGGAAGAAACUCGCGAUGAUAAACUUCGGUAACAACAACAUUGAAAAUGUCGAUUGGGCUAUCAAAUUGGUCCCAAGACUUCAACACCUGAGUCUCUCAUCAAACAAACUCAAAGAGCUCUGUGACAUAUCAAGCCUUCACGACCUAAGGAUAUUAGAUUUGUCCAUGAACUCGUUCUCGCUCUGUGAGAAGUGGCACGCUAAAAUAGGUAACAUAGUAAAAAUAGAACUAUCACAGAAUAAGGUUGAAUCGCUACGUGGGUUUUCCAGACUCUAUUCUUUAGAGAGUUUAAAUUUAGGCUGUAAUGUUAUAACGGAUGUUGAAGAGGUCCAGCAUAUAUGUAAAUUACCUUGCUUAGAGUAUCUAUGGCUGACGGCGAAUCCCGUUGCCUCGAUCAUAGAUUAUAGAGUUAAAGUCAUAGAGCAAUUCAACUCUAGAAUGUCCGAAAUCUGUUUGGAUAACGAGCGAGCUUCUGAGAAAGAACUGGAUACGGCUAGGGUUUUGCAAGCAUUGAGGGUGGUUAAAGAAGGUAAAAUACCUACUUUCCUAGACAAUCAUACCAGUCAUAGUUUUAAUAAAAGUUGACAUUAAAGCUAUAAGUGUUAUAAAAAUAUUUAAUAUUAAAUUUAGUUAUGUUUGAAAUAUUUCAUAGUUUAAGUAAUAACCGCAUGUGCGGCUGUGUUGUAUGUACGUACACAGGGUAAGGAGAAUGCUCCCGAAUCCGUAACAGUUGGUAUACUUCACGUUAGCUUAAACGGAAAAAACGUCGUAGUCAAACCAAAAUCUACUAUGUCAUGUGCACUUUUUGACCUUUUCGUAUAGUUCACAGCCCUAUCUACUGUAUAAAAAAAC
Bombyx mandarina (wild silkworm) is the source of this 1749-nucleotide messenger RNA. Its product is annotated as nischarin. Gene Ontology annotation, molecular function: phosphatidylinositol binding; protein binding. Lineage: Eukaryota; Metazoa; Arthropoda; Insecta; Lepidoptera; Bombycidae. The record is from RefSeq and is a predicted model, not a curated record. Gene Ontology annotation, cellular component: cytoplasm.